Molecule: messenger RNA, 151 nt
Organism: Racocetra fulgida
Lineage: Eukaryota; Fungi; Glomeromycota; Glomeromycetes; Diversisporales; Gigasporaceae
Source: the annotation of a GenBank genome assembly
AUGCAUGAGUAUAAUGCUCUUAAUGAUGCUUACAAUGAAAUAGAAUGUGACAAUAAUAAAUGGAUAGAUGAUGUAUUAUUUGAUGAUAUGACAAGUGAAGAAUUUAAUGAAGAAACUUCAAGUGAAGAUUCUAUUAACGAUGAAGCUUCAA